This is a messenger RNA of Rasamsonia emersonii CBS 393.64, 2070 nucleotides long. RefSeq names its product SD08430p. The record is from RefSeq and is a predicted model, not a curated record. NCBI's taxonomy places the organism in Eukaryota, Fungi, Ascomycota, Eurotiomycetes, Eurotiales, Trichocomaceae. The transcript has 2 exons. The coding region runs from base 1 to 2070 and encodes 689 amino acids. Gene Ontology annotation, cellular component: membrane. Gene Ontology annotation, molecular function: acetyl-CoA transmembrane transporter activity.
AUGCGUAUCAAUACUGCUGCCCCAGUCUUCUCCACGCUUCCUGCUCAUAACCACGCCUCAGACGGCCCUUCCCACCCGCUUCAUGUCCCUGCAGGAAACCAGCGGAAUUCUCAACACAACGGUGAGCCACGCGCCGAAGCGGAAGACGUGGAACUCGAUACGUUUCCAGCAGGCAGGGACCACAGCGAGAUAAGAGCCAGGAACACGGAAGCAGAGGGAUCUGAUUUCGCGUAUUCUGACGAGGACGAAUUCACCAGCGAGAACGAGGACGCAGUCGAAAACGCGCAGCUCCUUGGUGACCCUUCGGAUCGACGACGGAGACAGAUGAAGCGUCAGAACCGUGACACAUCGAAACGUCGCUCCUCACCGGGCUUGACAAUUGCAACAGGCCCGAACGGCCACGCCAACGGCAGCAUGAACUCGCAGAUCGAAAUGCGGAGGAAAGACCCCUCCCUCAGCUCGCCGCCGUCUUCCGCAGCGCAGGCAGCGCGCGUCAUGGCCCGGUCGAGUUUCUCCUUAGAUGACGAUCCUCCGACCCCGCAGACCCCGAAGAUGAAAAACACAAGCUUCUUUGCUCUGCCUGAGCAUGACAAAAGGAACUUUCUCCUUCUGUGUCUUCUGUAUUUCUUGCAGGGGGUACCAAUGGGUCUGGCAACGGGAUCAGUCCCGUUCCUCCUGAAACCGCACCUCUCUUACGGACAGAUUGGGGUCUUUUCUCUGGCAUCAUACCCAUAUUCGUUAAAGCUCUUGUGGAGUCCGAUCGUGGAUGCCAUCUGGAGCACCCGGUUCGGCAGACGGAAGAGCUGGAUCACUCCCAUCCAGAUGAUUUCGGGGUUGGCGAUGGUCUACCUGGGAGGGCAGAUUGAAGAGAUGAUGAAGGCAGCCGGCGCCAAUGGAGGCGCCGGUGUAUGGGGUUUUACCUGGUGGUGGUUUCUCCUCGUCUUUCUCUGUGCGACUCAGGAUAUCGCCGUUGACGGCUGGGCGAUAACGCUCCUUUCGCCGCAAAAUAUCUCUUAUGCCUCCACGGCCCAGACAGUUGGCUUGACCGCGGGUCAUUUCCUUUCAUAUACCGUUUUCUUAGCGCUCAAUUCCCCAGAUUUUGCAAAUCGUUGGUUCCGGACCACCAAGGGAGAGACUGGUCUUCUCUCUCUUGGAGCCUAUCUUACUUUCUGGGGUUGGACGUACAUUCUAGUCACUAUUUGUCUGGCUCUUCUGAAAAAGGAAGACAAGACGAAGGAACGCGACAGCAUCAUCGAUGUCUACCGAAGCAUGUGGAGCGUUCUCAAACUGAAGAACAUCCAGACGAUAAUCAUCAUCCACCUGAUUGCCAAGAUUGGCUUUCAGGCGAACGACGCCGUCACGAGUCUGAAGCUGUUGGAUAAAGGCUUUGGGCAGGACAACAUGGCCCUGGUGGUGCUCAUCGAUUUCCCGUUCGAAAUUGGUUUGGGAUAUUACGCCGGCCAAUGGUCGAACCAAUAUACUCCCAUGAGACUGUGGUGCUGGGCGUUCGUUGGCCGACUCAUUGCCGCCGUCGUGGCCCAGGCGACCGUGAUGAUCUAUCCUGCUACGCCGAAGGUUCCUCUGUGGUAUCUUCUGGUGGUCAUUGGAGAGCAUGUGCUGUCCACUUUCAUGAACACGGUCAUGUUUGUCGCUAUUUCUGCCUUCCACGCGCGCAUUGCCGACCCUGCCAUUGGAGGAACCUACAUGACCCUGUUAGCGACUGUUUCUAACCUUGGGGGCACUUUUCCGAAAUUCUUCAUCCUCAAGCUUGUCGAUCUUUUUACUCAAGCGACUUGCAUUCCGCCAGUCGAGCCACCUGACCCUGCCAAACUAAAAGGACCACUCGUUACUUCUCCAUUCUCCUGUGUGCUUGAAGCUGACAAACACCGCUGCAAGGAUGGGGGUGGAUCUUGUAACGUCGAGCAGGAUGGGUACUAUAUAACUAAUGUUCUGUGUGUCAUUAUCGGCGCCGUGACCUUUUGGUACUAUAUCAAACCGGCGGCAUUGAAAUUGCAGGCGCUUCCCCUGCGGGCGUGGAGGGUAAUGUCUGGGGGUGGGAAUAGAGAUUAA